Dreissena polymorpha is the source of this 565-nucleotide messenger RNA. RefSeq names its product 40S ribosomal protein S17-like. Gene Ontology annotation, cellular component: ribosome. The record is from RefSeq and is a predicted model, not a curated record. The transcript has 5 exons. Gene Ontology annotation, biological process: translation. Gene Ontology annotation, molecular function: structural constituent of ribosome. Bases 83 to 523 code for a protein of 146 amino acids. NCBI's taxonomy places the organism in Eukaryota, Metazoa, Mollusca, Bivalvia, Myida, Dreissenidae.
UUUCACUAUUUCUGUAAUGUUUCCCUUUUCAUAGUUGUAUGUAACCCAAUCGACAAACGGUCUUUUCAACUUCCGGUUCAAAAUGGCUCGUGUUCGAACUAAGACCGUGAAGAAGGCAGCUCGAGUGAUAAUCGAGAAGUAUUACACAAAACUGACUUUGGACUUCCAUACAAACAAGCGGGUUUGUGAGGACAUUGCCAUCCUGCCUAGCAAGAAGCUCAGGAAUCGUGUCGCAGGGUUUCUCACCCAUUUGAUGAAGCGUAUUCAGCGUGGUCCAGUUCGUGGCAUCUCCAUUAAACUGCAGGAGGAGGAGAGAGAAAGGAGAGACAACUACGUUCCAGAGAUUUCCCUCCUGGAGCAAAAUGAUGUCAUUGAGGUGGAUCCAGACACCAAGGAGAUGUUGAAAAUGCUGGACUUUGCGAACAUCCCCAACCUCCAGGUGACUGCCCCGAUCACUCAGAUGGGAGCUGGCCAGGCUGGUGGGCCCCAGCAGGGAGGAUUCAACCAGAGACAGCCACGUUAAUAUUGUACAGGCUUUACUAGUAAAGAAAAAAAUAUGAAUAUA